Messenger RNA from Plenodomus lingam JN3, 282 nucleotides. The record is from RefSeq and is a predicted model, not a curated record. NCBI's taxonomy places the organism in Eukaryota, Fungi, Ascomycota, Dothideomycetes, Pleosporales, Leptosphaeriaceae.
AUGGAAUGGCGAAGUGUAAAGGAUACACAGCCCGUCUCGUCAGCCUCUGAAGCGCAUGAUGAGCUGGAGCAAGGGCAGCCGGGUAUACGGCUGGCGCAGCAAGAUACGCAUGAGAAGUCAGAUCUGGCUUCGGAAAAGUCAGCAGCAAGUGAGGAAGCCCUUGCUCCUCGGCGGCGAGCAUGGAGACGGUUGCACCAAUCGAGUAUGCACUUUGCAUCGAGUCUAACAGCAAAGGCAAACCCUGACCUUCGCAAUGAGUUGAACACUUCUAGAGCGCAAUGA